Aspergillus nidulans FGSC A4 is the source of this 1245-nucleotide messenger RNA. RefSeq lists its product as uncharacterized. The transcript is spliced from 4 exons. The record is from RefSeq and is a predicted model, not a curated record. Lineage: Eukaryota; Fungi; Ascomycota; Eurotiomycetes; Eurotiales; Aspergillaceae. Gene Ontology annotation, molecular function: iron ion binding; 2-oxoglutarate-dependent dioxygenase activity. The coding region runs from base 1 to 1245 and encodes 414 amino acids.
AUGACCCCUGCAGCCCCCUUCAACCCCCCUUCCCCCAAUCUCCCCGGCAAGCCCUUCGUGCCAGAAUGGAAUCCGCCUCCGGUUACCAAGCAGACUGAGAGCUUUGCUACCCUAAAGUCAAUCGAUCUGUCCCUCCUCGACUCUGAAGACCCGGUCGUGGUCAACCGUCUCAUUCAACAGGUCAAGAUUGCCAUCCGCGACGACGGAUUCCUAUUUCUCGAGAAUUACGGUGUCUCGCUUGAGCAGCUGCACCGCCAGUUUGCGCUCGCGCAGUACCUCUACAAUAACAUGAGCGAAGAAGAUAAGGAGCGCCUUCUGUUUGACCCCGAGACAGGGAGGUGGUCAGGGUAUAAGCAUCCGUACGGGUUCAAGCGCCACCGCGGCCCCCCAGACGGAAUCGAACAGUUUAACUUCUACACGCGCGAGUGGAACGACCCCAGCCGCAUCCCGACGUGCUUACACCCUUUCAUGGACGAAAUCACCGCGUUCUGCAACUACCUUACGCAAUCGGUAAACCGCCGACUGCUGACCCUCUUCUCACGCGUGCUAGAACUUCCUGACGACUACCUCUGGGAAAAUGUGCAGUCGCACGGAUCCCCCACGGGGGAAGGCUACUUCCGCCACGCGCUGUUUCGGCCUGUGCAGAAGGAGACGCAGGAAGCGUCCAAAGGGCUGCGUAUGCACGGACACACAGAUUUUGGACUUACAACGCUCCUCUUCUCAGUACCGGUCAGCUGCCUUCAGAUCUGGGGAAGGGACGAAAAGUGGUAUUAUGUCCCGUACAAGCCUGGUGCUCUAGUUAUCAACAUCGGCGACACGCUGGAGAUUGUCUCCGGUGGACACUUCAAAGCGACCAGGCAUCGAGUGUAUAAGCCGCCUGCCGAUCAGCUAAAUGAGGAGCGCCUGAGUCUUGUGCUGUUCAAUAGCUCGGUCGGGGAGUUGCGGAUGCAGCCUGCAUAUGAGUCCCCGCUCAUUCAACGAGAAGGCUGCAUUGAAGAGCAAGGUGUGUACAAGGAGUUCAAGCGUCUCACGGAAGCAGGCCAGCUCGUCCCGAGCAACCGCGAGUGGCGCGAGAUCCAGAUCGCCACGGCAACAGACCCAACGGAUACAGAUCAUAACAGAAUUGGAGUCCAUCAGCUCUGCGUGAUUUCCGUCGCCUCCUCAAGCCAAUAUCUGAUUCUGAUUCCUGGGCAUGGCUCAAGGCAGAUCAUGGUUCAAUCAUGGACCCAGCGCCACGCAGGUUGA